Molecule: messenger RNA, 2838 nt
Organism: Macrosteles quadrilineatus (aster leafhopper)
Lineage: Eukaryota; Metazoa; Arthropoda; Insecta; Hemiptera; Cicadellidae
Exons: 2
Coding region: 1-2838 (945 amino acids)
Biological process (GO): DNA integration
Molecular function (GO): nucleic acid binding
Source: RefSeq, a predicted model, not a curated record
AUGCCUGGCCCUAAGUUGCAGAAUGAUAUUAGUGAUGUCUUGCUGUACUUUAGGUGUCACAAGUUUGUGUUCACUUGUGAUAUACGACAGAUGUAUCGCCAGAUUCUGGUGGCUGAAGAUGACAAGAAAUAUCAGUUAAUCUUUUGGCGAUCCAACCCUGAUGAAUCCCUUCAAGUCUUAAAGCUAAAUACCGUCACCUACGGUCUCAACUGUUCCCCGUUCAUUGCGAUCAGAACAUUACAACAAUUGGUCAAAGAUGAGGGUCACUCAUACCCCAAGGCGUCUGAGAUUCUAACUAAAUCAAUAUUUUAUGACGACAUCAUCGCUGGAGCAGAAAGUCUUGAUGAAGCUUUGUCUGCACAGAAUGAACUCAAGAACUUGCUCGCUAGAGGAGGUUUUGAACUCCGAAAAUGGAUUAGCAACGCACCCCAACUAUUGGACCAAGUCCCAAUUGAACACAAAGAGACUCCAGUGGAGUUAACUGAAAAUAGUGAAGCCUUCUUCAGUGUCCUAGGUCUAAAAUGGACUCCAGAGUCUGACAUGCUUUCUUACAAGGUUAAGGAUGUUGAAAUAAGUGCUAUACUUACAAAGAGAAGAAUAUUAUCUACAAUCGCUAAACUGUACGAUUUACCAGGAUUUCCAGAAAAUUACGGGUGGCUAACUUGGGAUGAACCUGUUCCAAAUGAUGUUAGAACCAAGUGGCAUUCAUUCUUAGAAGAACUCCCAAUAAUUCAAGAAUUAAGAAUUCCACGCUACAUUUCUACUUCUCUGCAUACGGCUGUGCAACUCCACGGCUUCAGCGAUGCUUCAGAGAAAGGCUACGCUGCUGUUGUCUACCUUCGUGUCACUGACUCUCAAGAGAAUACAAGGCUCUAUCUCAUCGUCUCUAAAUCAAAAGUCGCUCCUUUGAAAAGAAUUUCUCUGCCACGGCUUGAACUUUGUGGCGCUCACUUACUGGGAAAACUUCUUCAAUAUUCUUCAAACAUACUCUCUGCUCAUAUGAAGAUUGAAUCAAUCUAUGCUUGGUGUGACUCCAUAAUUGUCCUAACCUGGAUACGUACUCUUCCAUACCGCUUGAAAGUCUUCAUUGCCAAUCGUAUUUCAGAACUCCAAGAAUUGGUCUCUCCUCACUCAUGGAAUUAUGUCAAAUCUCAAGACAACCCGGCAGAUUGCGCCACUCGUGGUCUUUCACCCUCUCAACUUGUGACUCACCAUUUAUGGUGGAAUGGACCGGAAUGGUUACAGUCAUCGUCAGAUUCUUGGCCUAAGCCAAAAUUCACACCUGUUAUUGAUGAUGACACUCUUGAAAUAAGGCCAAAUCCUCUAAACGUUCUAGCAACCACAGAGAAGAUUAAACUCACUGAUUUUGAUAUACUAGAAAAAUAUUCAUGUUUCAGGAAACUUGUAAAUGUCAUGGCAUAUAUAUUGCGAUUCAUUCAUAAUCUGCAAGCCAAUGAUCCCCGCAUCGGACGACUUACUUGCCAAGAAACUUCUUCAGCGAAAUUAAGAAUUUUCAAACUCAUACAAAAUACAUCGUUUAAGGAUGACAUCUCUGCUCUCAAAAAGGGAUCUCAAUGCAGCUUAAAACUUGCUCGUUUAUCCCCAUAUAUUGAUGACAGUGGAAUAGUGCGAGUAGGCGGCAGGUUGAAACAUUCCAACCUUACACAAGAUGCGAAACAUCCAGUUUUGUUACCUAAAUCUCACUGUGCUGUCAAACUGUUGAUUAUGCAUUAUCACCUAAAGCAUCUACACGCAGGCCCUCAAUUGCUGCAGUCUAUUCUGUCUCAAGAGGUUUGGAUAUUAUCAGCCCGCAGCGUGAUAAGAUCUGUGAUUUUCAAGUGUCAAAGAUGUUUCAGACUUAAGCCUGUAAACAAACCUCCACUGAUGGGAGAUCUUCCUGAAACUCGAUUAAAACCUGUAAGGCCAUUCUAUCACACUGGCAUGGACUAUAGUGGACAUUUUGACAUUAAAGUUCAUUCAACUAGGAACGCUCAACGGUUAAAAUCAUACCUCUGCCUCUUUGUAUGUUUUGCUACGAAAGCUGUGCACCUAGAAAUUGUAACAGACCUAUCUGUAGACUCCUUCAUAGCUGCACUAAAACGUUUUGUUUCUCGUCGUGGAUUGUGUGCCCACUUAUACUCAGAUUGCGGAACUAACUAUGUUGGAGCCUCAAAGCAACUCAUGAAAACCUUUCAGAAUUUCAUCAAGGAAUCAAACACUAAAGAUGCUCUUAACAACUUCGCGUUGGAUCACUCAAUAAAUUUUCACUUUCAACCACCAGCCGCUCCCCACCAAGGAGGCCUAUGGGAGAGUGCUAUAAAAAGUUCUAAAUAUCAUCUGAAAAGAGUCAUAGGCGAUAGAGUUCUAACACUAAUGGAAAUAAUAACACUCGCUACACAGGUGGAGGCUGUACUAAACUCGAGGCCCUUAACAGCGUUAUCCGCUGAUCCAUCUGACAUCUCAGCCCUUACUCCGGGUCAUUUUCUUAUCGGCACUUCUCUUGUGGCAGUACCGGAACCAAAUCUUGAAGAAGUUCCCGAAAAUCGUCUCAACCAUUGGCAAACUGUACAAGCCCUACAUCAACGCUUCUGGCGACGUUGGCAUCAAGAAUAUUUACAUCAGCUACAACAAAGAAAGAAAUGGCAAAAGCCCAACAAGAAUCUAGAAGUGGGUGAUCUCGUUAUAAUUCAGGACCCUAGAACACCACCGCUACUUUGGCCUCUUGGACGCAUAGUGAAGACUUCGCCUGGAUCAGACGGCAUCGUCCGAGUUGUCACCAUCAAGACUCAGCGAGGAACCUUCUGUCGUCCUGCUACCAAGGUGUACCCGCUCCCCUGA